This is a messenger RNA of Alnus glutinosa, 3053 nucleotides long. Its product is annotated as linoleate 13S-lipoxygenase 2-1, chloroplastic-like. Gene Ontology annotation, molecular function: metal ion binding; oxidoreductase activity, acting on single donors with incorporation of molecular oxygen, incorporation of two atoms of oxygen; protein binding. NCBI's taxonomy places the organism in Eukaryota, Viridiplantae, Streptophyta, Magnoliopsida, Fagales, Betulaceae. The record is from RefSeq and is a predicted model, not a curated record. The coding region runs from base 128 to 2839 and encodes 903 amino acids. Gene Ontology annotation, biological process: lipid oxidation. The transcript is spliced from 9 exons.
CUACAAAGAUACGUGCUAAAUAAUUAACCAGCAUAACUAUUAUUAUAUAAACCCUAAUAAGGUAGAGCUGCUCGAUCGAUCUAAGCGCAACUCAAAUAUCUCCCAAAAAGUUCGUGCACCCAAAAACAUGUUGAAACCACAGAUAACUCAACUGCCGCACCCCGCCAAAACCCACUUCCUAUUGCACAAGCCACUCGUCCAUGGCAAUGGCAAUGGCAAUGCUUCAUUUCCAAUCUCAAGGCAAUCAUUCCAGAAAAAGAAGAAAAAUGUUCGAGUCGGCUUCAUGCCCAGCCGCAACAUAAAAGAUGUGGCAAGCAGUACCGAGGAGGCCACUUCUGUUAAAGCCACUGUAACUGUGAAAGUUACUGUUGGUGGCUUUCUCUCAAACCUUGGGAUAGACCGAGGGCUCGAUGAUAUAAAAGACUUGAUUGGUAAAACACUCCACCUGGAGCUUGUUAGCGCCGAGCUUGAUCUUAGGACGGGAGUAGAGAAGGAGACAAUUAAAGGGUACGCACAAUGGGCGAGCAAAGAGGAGGAGGAAGUGAAAUACGAGUCAAGUUUUGAAGUUCCAGCAGAUUUCGGGGAGAUUGGGGCGGUUUUAGUGGAGAAUGAGCACCACAAGGAGAAGUUCCUUAAGGACAUUAUCCUCACUGGCUUCCCUAAUGGCCCCGUUCACAUAAACUGUAGUUCAUGGGUUCAUUCAAAGUUUGACAAUCCCCAUAAGAGGGUCUUCUUUACAAGCAAGUCAUACCUUCCACCCCACACACCAAGUGGGCUGAGGAGACUAAGAGAAGAAGAGCUUGUGAUUUUGCGGGGCAAUGGGCAAGGAGAACGCAAGAGCUUUGAGAGGGUCUACGACUAUGAUGUGUACAAUGAUCUUGGAGAUCUUGAUAGUAGUGCUGAUCUUAAACGACCCGUGCUCGGCGGCAAAGACCACUCCUAUCCUAGACGUUGCCGGACUGGACGCCCACGAACUGAAACAGAUCCAUUGUCGGAGAAAAGGAGCAGUGGAACCGCGUAUGUUCCCCGGGAUGAAAGCUUCUCGGAAGAAAAGAGGCUAACGUUCUCAGCGAAGACGAUAUCCUCAGUGUUGCCUGCACUAGUACCGUCCUUACAGACGGCAAUCUUUGACUCCGAGUUUGGAUUCCCCAACUUCACCGCCAUAGAUUCUCUUUUCAACGAGGGGGUUAACCUGCCUCCCAUUGAAAACCAAGAAAAAGGCUUCCUCUCCACCCUCCUGCCCAGGUUCUUCAAGGCUAUCGCUGAUUCUGGAGAAGAUGUGUUGCGGUUUGAGACCACAGACACAAUGGAUAGAGACAAAUUCUUUUGGUUUAGAGAUGAGGAAUUUGCUAGGCAAACUCUGGCCGGUGUCAACCCCUACAGCAUACAGUUGGUCACGGAAUGGCCAUUGAAGAGUAAACUCGACCCAAAGAUCUAUGGCCCGCCAGAAUCAGCAAUCUCUACAGAAAUGAUUGAACGAGAGAUCAAAGGCUUGGCGACUGUCGAGGAGGCCAUAAAUCAAAAGAAGUUGUUCAUACUAGAUUACCAUGAUCUAUUUUUGCCAUAUGUGAGCAAAGUAAGACAAACUAAAGGGACAACUCUGUAUGGAUCACGGACGCUGUUCUUCCUAACCCCAGACGGCACGCUAAGGCCGUUGGCCAUUGAGCUGACGCGCCCACCCAUGGAUGGAAAGCCACAGUGGAAACAAGUUUUCAUGCCCUGUUGGAAUGCUACAGGUGUUUGGCUUUGGAGGCUUGCAAAAGCUCAUGUCCUUGCCCACGACUCCGGGCAUCACCAACUUAUUAAUCACUGGCUAAGAACUCAUGCUGCUGUAGAACCUUAUGUAAUUGCGACAAAUAGGCAGCUCAGUGUAAUCCACCCAAUCUAUAGACUAUUGCGCCCUCAUUUCCGGUACACUAUGGACAUUAAUGCUCUCGCCCGACUUAUACUUAUUAACGGAGGGGGGAUCAUCGAGUCCUCUUUCUCACCUGGUGAGUACUCCAUGGAGCUUAGCUCCGUCGUCUAUGACCAGCAGUGGCAGUUCAACCUCCAGGCAUUACCAGCUGACUUAAUUAACAGGGGAAUGGCUGUUGAGGAUCCAACUGCUCCACAUGGCCUAAAGCUCACAAUUGAGGACUACCCCUUUGCCAAUGAUGGCCUCGUCCUUUGGGACACAAUAAAAGAGUGGGUGAGUGACUAUGUGAGCCACUAUUACCCGAACCAAAGGCUGAUAGAGUCGGAUCAGGAGCUACAAGCAUGGUGGACAGAAAUCCGAACAGUAGGCCACGGUGACAAAAAGGACGAGCCAUGGUGGCCGAUUCUAAAAACCCCAAAAGACCUGAUUGAAAUCAUCACAACGAUUGCAUGGGUGACAUCUGGACACCAUGCGGCCGUAAACUUUGGACAAUACUCAUACACAGGCUAUUUCCCUAACCGGCCUACCAUUGCCAGAACCAAUAUGCCCACUGAAGAGCCUUCCGAAGAAAGUUGGGACAAUUUCUUGAGAAAUCCCGAAGGCGUGCUCUUGGAAUGCUUCCCUUCACAAAUUCAAGCAACAAGAAUGAUGGCUGUUAUGGACAUCCUAUCAAAUCAUUCUCCAGACGAGGAGUAUUUGGGGGACACAGUAGAGUCAGCAUGGGUUGAAAACCCGUAUAUAAAGGGGGCCUUUGAACGGUUUAAGGGGAGGUUGAUGAAGCUUGAAGGGAUUAUUGAUGAGAGGAAUGCCAACAAGAAUUUGUUGAACAGAAGCGGAGCUGGGAUUGUGCCAUAUGAGCUUUUGAAGCCAUUCUCGCCACCUGGAGUGACUGGAAAGGGCGUUCCCUAUAGCAUCUCCAUUUGAACUACUUUUCAUGGGUAAUUGACACGUACGGCUGCACAUCCAAUUUGUCCAAAUCUUUGUAGUACUAGACGGGCCGGGCCUGGUAAGGCCCUUAAUAAUUGGAGCCUAGCCUACAGCCUGCCCAACAAUGAAUUUCAAGCAGCCAAGCUGAACGCGUCCCUAGCUAUAUGAAAAAUAGUCAGAAUGCAUUCUGCAAUCUGCACGAGCUUGCCUA